This is a messenger RNA of Pogona vitticeps (central bearded dragon), 4453 nucleotides long. Lineage: Eukaryota; Metazoa; Chordata; Lepidosauria; Squamata; Agamidae. The record is from RefSeq and is a predicted model, not a curated record.
GGAGCUUUCUCUUGUAUAUGCAAACCCUUGAUUUAUUUGGUUCCGCUGUAUGACAAGAGUUCCCACAGUUGUUGGUAUUAUUAAUGUUUUUAUAAAACAUGUCUGCUUUGAUGCAUGUUUACUUGGAAGUAAAUUUGAGGUCUAGGUGAAAUCUCCGCUUACUUUUCUUUUGAAGAAACUGUGAAGAGGACUGCAGCCUUUAAGGAGUCUCUUAAGAAACAGAAGGAUGACGGAAUACAGCAUACCCUGCUUGGUAGGAAGGAAAUUCUGCAGAAAGUAAGCAUUUUGCCAAGCCCUCUUUUAGACAACCAUUAGGUUUCCAGAUUUAGAAACUGCAGAAAUGACCAUGACUGCCAACAAGAAUGCCAGUGUCACCAGGAGAGCUGGAGGAAAUAAGGUGCCCCGGGAUACUCUAGAUCGGUGUCAAUCAAUCUCUCCACCACCUCUUCUGUACCAACCAAGAAGCCCAACAUCACAUCCCCUCAGUGAUAGUGAGGACUCCUGCCACUCCAGUAGUUUCACCAAAGUUUCUAAUUCCAGGCCCCUCCUCAAGGAUCGGACUAACUGGGGAAUUACUUUAAGAAGUACCUCCACUUCCUCCUCAGACACUGAAUCUCCAAAUCAUCUCCUCAAAGCUGUUAGCAUUGGUUGCUUAGAUAAAAGGCUCUCUUUUGUCCGGGCUGAAGACCCAAAGGAGGUGACCAAGGAGGCUCAAGAUGGUGAAGCAGUCGAUGGCUGCCAGCUCACUCGGAGCACUCUCUCUUUGGGGACAGCAGCAAAUCUAAGGAAUCUGUCCCUCAGCAGGGUCAGUGUCCACUCCCAAGCCCUUGGUAUCAGGCAGAAGAUAUCGGAAUGGGAGUGCCGCAGAGAGGCUCCCCCUAGAAUGAAUGUAUGUUUGGACAAGAGGGAUGCUGGGGAUCGGUCGGGCAGUGAAAGCUGCCCUAGUAUGUUGCCUUCUCCCUGCAGUGAGAAGACAUUUGAGUACAAAGGAUUCCAGAGGAUGAGCAGGACUUUUUCUGAAUGCUCCUAUCCAGAAACAGAGGAGGAGGAAUUCCUGGACAGAGAUUCCUGCCACAGGCUCGAAAAGAGGCCAAGUAGGAGCGAGCCUUCAAACGCCUUCCUCAAGGGGAAUGCUAGAAAAGAGAGUUCUGCUGUGCUGAACAGGAUACAGAAAAUUGAACAGGUGUUGAAAGAACAGCCCGGCAGGGGUCUUCCUCAAUUGCCAAGUAGUUGCUAUAGUGUAGAUAGAGGAAAGAAAAAGCCUGUGACGUUGGGUGUCGUGGAGGCCUUGACUGAGAACGCAAAUGAUAGCAAAGUAGGGAAGGUAGCUGCAUGUGGGAAUAACCCAGAGACACCCAGUGAGAGUGAGAAAACUAGCAAAACACUUGAUGGACUUAAUACAGCAGUUGAUUCUGUUGGCCCUAAGCUGCUUCCUGAGAGCCUGGGAAACACAGCAGUAAACCCUGUGCCCAAGCCGAAACGCACCUUUGAGUAUGAAGCUGACAAGAAUCAUAAAAGUAAACCAAGCAACGGCCUACCUCCUUCAACUCUGGCUGCUGUCCCUCCCCCUCUUCCAUCGACUCCUGCUCCCCCUGUCACCCGGAGGCAGAAAAAAGAGUCACGCUUUCACAGAAAAUCCCAAAAUAGAAAGUCCUUUGAGUUUGAAGAUGCAUCAAGCCUCCAGGCUUUGUACCCACCCUCCCCAAGUGAGAAUGGUACUGAGAAACAGCACAAGUUUGGGUCUAAGAGCACUUUAGAAGAGAAUGCCUAUGAAGACAUUGUCGGAGAUUCACCCAAGGAAAACCCAUAUGAGGAUGUGGAGCUGAAAGCCCGUAAUGCAGGCCGAAAAUCGCAGCAGCUUUCUGAAAGUUCCCUGGAUUCUUUGCACAGGAUGUGGACUCCGCAGGACAGGAAGUACACAACACCUCCACAGCUACCUUCAAUUUCAAGCAGCCAGUCUCUAAGAAUUGGAAACUGGUCAGAAAGGAAAAGCCAUCGCUUGCCACGAUUACCCAAGAGGCACAGCCAUGACGAUAUGCUGCUGCUGGCCCAGCUGGGCAUCCCCUCUUCACCCUCCAGCCUGAAUGAGGACAGUCUGAGUACUACAAGUGAACUUCUGUCUACACGCAGGGCCAGGAGGAUCCCAAAGCUUGUACAAAGGAUAAAUUCUAUCUAUAGUGCAAAAAGAGGGAAGAAAAGAUUGAAGAAGCUCUCAAUGUCCAAUAUUGAAACAGCAUCAUUGAGAGAUGAAAACAGUGAGAGUGAAAGUGAUUCAGAUGACAGGUUUAAAGCUCACACCCAACGCCUUGUCCAUAUUCAGUCAAUGCUAAAAAAGGCCCCUAGUUACCGGACCUUGGAACUGGAGCUGAUUGAAUGGCAGGAACGUGAACUGUUUGAAUAUUUUGUGGUGGUUUCCCUUAAGAAGAAGCCCUCCAAAAACACAUUUGUUCCUGAAGUCACAUAUCAGUUUCCAAAGCUAGAAAGACCCACAAAACAAGUCCGUGAAGCAGAAGAACGGCUCAAAGCCAUCCCCCAGUUUUGCUUUCCAGAUGCGAAAGACUGGAAUCCAGUGUCAGAGUACAACAGUGAGACAUUCUCUUUCAUGCUGACUGGAGAAGAUGGCAGCAGAAGGUUUGGUUACUGUAGAAGACUACUACCAAGUGGAAAAGGUCCACGCCUACCUGAAGUAUAUUGUGUCAUCAGCCGCCUGGGUUGCUUUGACUUAUUUUCCAAGAUACUGGAUGAAGUUGAAAGGAGGCGGGGAAUAUCUGCUGCCCUGGUUUAUCCAUUUAUGCGAAGUCUGAUGGAAUCUCCUUUUCCUGCACCUGGAAAGACAAUCAGAGUCAAGACUUUCCUGCCUGGAGCUGGAAAUGAGGUGAUAGAGCUUCGGCGACCGAUGGAUUCUCGGCUGGAGCAUGUGGACUUUGAGUGUCUUUUCAAGUGUCUGAGUAUACGACAGAUCAUCAGAAUCUUUGCUUCCCUCCUGUUGGAACGAAGAGUGAUUUUCAUAGCAGAUAAACUCAGCACUCUUUCUAGCUGCUCCCAUGCUGUGGUGGCUUUGCUGUACCCCUUCUCCUGGCAACACACCUUCAUUCCUGUCCUCCCUUCUUCCAUGAUCGACAUUGUCUGCUGCCCUACUCCAUUUCUGGUUGGGUUGCUGUCCAGCUCACUUCCCAAACUAAAGGAGCUGCCGGUAGAAGAGGCUUUGAUGGUGAAUCUUGGAUCUGAUCGUUUCAUCAGACAGAUGGAUGAUGAAGAUACACUUUUGCCCCGGAAACUGCAAGCAGCUUUAGAGCAGGCUCUAGAGAGGAAGAAUGAUUUAAUAAACCAGGAUUCAGACAGUGAAUCAGAUGAGGAGUGUAAUACCUUGAAUGGGUUAGUAUCGGAAGUUUUCAUCCGCUUCUUUGUGGAGACCAUUGGACACUAUUCCCUUUUUUUAACUCAGAAUGAAAAGGCUGAGCGAGUCUUCCAGAGGGAGGCUUUUCGCAAAUCUGUAGCUUCAAAGAGCAUCCGCCGUUUUCUUGAGGUCUUCAUGGAAUCUCAGAUGUUUGCUGGGUUUAUCCAAGAUAGAGAGCUGAGGAAAUGUAGGGCAAAAGGUCUGUUUGAACAGAGAGUUGAACAGUAUUUGGAAGAGCUUCCAGACACAGAACAAAGUGGAGUAAAUAAGUUUCUGCGAGGUCUUGGAAAUAAAAUGAAGUUCCUUCACAAGAAAAAUUAAUUCCACUCUACUGAAUUAGAGAUCCAAAGACUAUUUAUGACACUGGGCACAGAACACCACCUGCAGUUCUUCUACUGCUACUGCUGGAAGGGCCAAAAUAAGCUGCUCACAAGCUUAAGUGACUGCAAAUGCUGUUUGACUGUGUGCCAGCAAAAAAAGAUAUAAUUAUGUAUUUGGAUAGUUGUCUGUAAAUAAUGUGCUGUAAGCAUCCCUAACAUUUCUAUCUUUUUUUUGUCAUGAGCACAGACAACUGUGGUAAUAUUUGUAUAUUCCUGAAAAUAACAGGUGCUUCUUUCUUUAGCAUGAACUGAGUUCUGCUUGGUGCAAAACUAAAUGGCUAAUUAUGUGCAGCUGACUGUCUCAGCCGUGCCACUGCCUUCAACGGAUCUUUGCACAAGCCCCGUGGUGUACUGUGGAAGUGAAUGAACUCCAGUCUGGGAAUGGGUGGGCGGGGAGAUUCAAUGAAAGAGGGCAGGGGUUUUUCAUAUGAGCGUUUCCAAUUUUUUUAAAAGAUAUUCUCGUCAUUCAUUUUUCAGAGAAACAAAUAACUAGCUACUCUAUAAUAAGGUACAUGAUUCACAAUCACAGAUUAUCCACCUUGUUUUUAAAUGAUGGUCAGUAACUUGUAAUGCAUUCUGCACUAUGAUUGCAAAAACAGAGAAAUCUCUGGCCUUUCGACACACAGUCUUGCAAGUGAUUAGGUACAAUUCAUCUUUUCCUAAUGUAUGUAUGAUU